Molecule: messenger RNA, 1332 nt
Organism: Somion occarium
Lineage: Eukaryota; Fungi; Basidiomycota; Agaricomycetes; Polyporales; Cerrenaceae
Source: the annotation of a GenBank genome assembly
GUAGGGGAAGCGGUCCAGUUCUUCAGGCAAGUGUAUAAGGGCUUGCAAUUCAUGCACCAGUGCCGUAUUGCACAUCGGUAUGAACCACAAUGUUAUGAUGGAUUCAAAAGCCAUUAUAUCCGCAUGGGUAUCGUCCCAUGUCUCCCACAUGGGACCGUAAACUCACUGGUUCAGCGAAGGAACCCAACACACGGACAGCCAGAGCAACAAAAUACUAUUUCAUCGACUUUGGCAUCGCCCGCCAGUGUUCACACGAUGUUAAGCACCCCCGCGAGGAUAUAAUUCUCGGCGGCGACAAGACUGUCCCUGAAUUCCAGAACACUUUGGACCCUCAAGACCCUUUCCCCACCGAUAUCUACUACAUUGGUAACAUGAUGAGGGAAGAUUUGUUGCAGCAAACAAGAGGUCUCGAGUUCAUGAGACCUCUCGUUGACAAUGUGGUGCAGGACGACCCUACUAGGCGACCUACCAUAGAUGAAGUAGUCGUUCAUUACAGGGAAAUUCUGCGUUCAUUGCAUUGGUGGAAACUUCGCUCGCGCCUUGUCGAGAACAUCGAGUCUUUCAAACGCGUUAUGCGGCCUUUGGGCGAUUUCAUCCGAAAAGUUGGAUAUGUAUUGACUUUCAAAAGGGCCAUACCUGCUCCACGAUACUAGACUGCCUAUAUGUGCUUUUUAUCCCGGGCUUCACGCUCGCUUGGAUACCCCAAAUACUCUCUUCUUCCAGCUGUCCUUUUGUUCCGCCUUGUUAGGUAGCAGUCAUCACUAGCUACACAGUAAUCUGGCUGGAUCAUAGUCCGGUCUACAACAACAGCAUCACAGUUGUCGGGGCUCUUUCCUUGUCUUCUCUCCCAUGCGAACCCCUUAGUUCUUUCUGCUGCUGUGUUCCAGAUACGAAUUAUCACAAUGCACCCUUGGGGGUGGUUGGUCGCGUGAAUGAUUGUUCCCGCUCUAUCAUUCCUACACACCUGUCGGGUUGUUGUAGACGGAAGGCAAUUUAUUUGAUAUGCGCGGGGCCUCACGUACAUUCGUUUGUCCGUCUUUCGCUUCCAUAUGAAAGGGUCAAGCUCGAUGAAAUUGGACGGGUUUAGAACGACCUUCUGGGAGUUGAAUGCGGAUGAAUGUUUUGUUUAGCCUUUGGUUUCAUAGCUAAGACACUGAUUUGUGUCCGACAGUUCCGAGUCCUCAUUUUGACUGAAACGGGUAUAUCAGAAGAAGCCUUUUAUUUUGCGUCCACCUUCCUGUCAUUUUACCAAGGCCACCAGACAUCAUCCCGCGUGGUGAAGCGUUAUUGACGUGGACAGGUAGCACAGAACGCGUUCAAUUCAUAUCCGUC